Messenger RNA from Zeugodacus cucurbitae (melon fly), 2840 nucleotides. RefSeq names its product pre-mRNA-splicing factor syf1 homolog (gene fand). Gene Ontology annotation, molecular function: protein binding. The coding region runs from base 135 to 2786 and encodes 883 amino acids. Lineage: Eukaryota; Metazoa; Arthropoda; Insecta; Diptera; Tephritidae. Gene Ontology annotation, biological process: generation of catalytic spliceosome for first transesterification step; mRNA splicing, via spliceosome. The record is from RefSeq and is a predicted model, not a curated record. The transcript has 5 exons. Gene Ontology annotation, cellular component: Prp19 complex; U2-type catalytic step 2 spliceosome; post-mRNA release spliceosomal complex.
CGCUGUUUGACAAGCUGCCACAACAGCUGAUCGGACAAAUAAGCAUUCCUUGCAAUUUUAUCGCAUUUUAUACGAUUGGGUUAUAUUUGUUAAAAAAAAUAAUUUAUGUUUAAAAAAUUCGUUUAAAUACAAAAAUGACGCUCAUUGAUAGGCCACUGAUUACAGUGGAUAUCGAUUUUCCUGAGGAAGAUGUGCCCUACGAGGAGGAGAUACUGCGUAAUGCAUACUCUGUGAAACAUUGGCUGCGCUACAUUGAACACAAGUCCAAGGCGCCCAAUUGUGGCGUGAACAUUGUUUAUGAGCGUGCACUCAAGGAGCUGCCCGGCAGCUACAAAAUUUGGUAUAACUACUUACGGACACGCCGCAAGCAGGUGCGUGGACGCCCACUCAACGAUCCCAUGUAUGAUGAAGUGAAUAAUACUUUCGAAAGAGCGCUGGUGUUUAUGCACAAAAUGCCACGUAUUUGGAUGGAUUAUGGUGUAUUUAUGACGGGACAAUGUCGCAUUACGCGCACGAGGCACGUGUUUGAUCGCGCCCUACGCGCGCUGCCCAUUACGCAGCAUCAUCGCAUUUGGCCGCUCUACUUGAAAUUUGUGCGACGUUUCGAUAUACCCGAAACAGCAUUACGCAUAUAUCGACGUUAUUUGAAACUGUUUCCGGAAGAUGCGGAGGAGUAUAUAGAGUAUUUAAUUGAUGUGGGACGUUUAGAUGAAGCGGCCCAACAAUUGGCUUCAGUGGUGGAUAAUGAGCAUUUCGUAUCGAAGCAUGGUAAAUCCAAUCAUCAGUUGUGGAAUGAGUUGUGCGAUUUGAUUUCGAAAAAUCCGGACAAGGUGCAUUCGUUGAAUGUGGACGCUAUUAUACGCAGUGGACUCAGGCGCUACACUGAUCAACUCGGUCAUCUCUGGAACUCUUUGGCUGAUUACUAUGUGCGCUCGGGUCUCUUCGAUCGCGCACGCGAUAUUUACGAAGAAGCAAUACAAACAGUGACCACUGUGCGUGAUUUCACGCAAGUCUUCGACGAGUAUGCACAAUUCGAGGAGGUGUCUUUGAAUAAACGCAUGGAAAUGGUGGCUAACGAUCCACAUGCCACCGAAGAUGAUGAUAUUGACGUCGAAUUGCGCCUGGCACGUUUCGAAUAUCUUAUGGAGCGCCGUUUGCUGCUUUUGAACAGCGUGCUAUUGCGUCAAAAUCCACAUAAUGUACAUGAGUGGCACAAGCGCGUAAAGUUGUACGAAGGCAAGCCACAUGAAAUUAUCAAUACAUAUACCGAAGCCGUGCAGACGGUGCAGCCGAAGUUGGCCGCAGGCAAACUGCACACAUUAUGGGUGGAAUUCGCUAAAUUCUACGAAUCCAAUAGUCAAGUUGAGGAUGCGCGUGUCGUCUUCGAGCGUGGCACUGAGGUGGAGUAUGUAAAAGUGGAAGAUCUGGCGGCUGUAUGGUGCGAGUGGGCGGAAAUGGAGAUUAGACAGGAAAACUUCGAGGGCGCUCUACGUCUGAUGCAGAAAGCCACUGCAAUGCCGAAACGCAAAGUGGCCUAUCACGAUGAUACCGAGACCGUGCAAAUGCGUUUAUAUCGCUCAUUGAAAGUGUGGUCUAUGUAUGCCGAUUUGGAGGAGUCUUUUGGCACUUUCAAGACAUGCAAAGCUGUCUACGAUCGCAUAAUCGAUUUGAAAAUCUGCACUCCACAGAUUAUCAUCAACUAUGGACUCUUUCUGGAGGAGCACAACUACUUUGAGGAAGCUUUUCGUGCCUACGAGAAGGGCAUUGCGCUCUUCAAGUGGCCCAAUGUAUACGAUAUAUGGAAUGCUUAUUUGACAAAGUUUCUCAAGCGUUAUGGCGGCACCAAGUUGGAGCGUGCGCGCGAUCUUUUCGAGCAGUGUUUGGAGAAUUGUCCGCCGGAGCAUGCCAAGUAUUUCUAUCUGUUGUAUGCGAAGUUGGAGGAGGAGCAUGGUUUGGCGCGUCAUGCCAUGGCCGUCUAUGAUCGCGCCACUAGCGCAGUGAAACCGGAAGAAAUGUUCGACAUGUACAAUAUAUUCAUAAAGAAAGCAGCGGAGAUUUAUGGGUUGCCGCGCACGCGUGAAAUCUACGAGAAGGCCAUCGAGGCAUUGCCCGAGGAGAAUAUGCGUCCGAUGUGUGUGCGCUUUGCCGAAAUGGAAACGAAGCUGGGCGAGAUUGAUCGUGCGCGCGCCAUUUAUGCACAUUGCUCACAGGUUUGUGAUCCACGCAUAACCGCCGACUUCUGGCAAACGUGGAAGGAGUUUGAGGUACGUCACGGCAAUGAGGACACCAUGCGCGAAAUGUUGCGCAUCAAGCGCUCGGUGCAGGCCACCUACAACACGCAGGUGAACAUGAUGGCCGCACAGUUUCUCAAUCAGCCAGCGGCUGGUGGCACCAAUGCCGAGGGCGGCGCCGAUGCUAUGCGUCUGCUUGAGGCCAAGGUCGCGGCAGAGCAACAGGCACGCCAACAACAAACUCUCAAACCACAGACCAGCAGCAAUAUUAUGUUUGUGCGCGGCGAGACACAAGGCGGCAACGCCAAGGAUAAAGUGGUUAAUCCGGAUGAAAUCGAUAUUGGCGAUAGCGAUGAAGAUGAAGACGAGGAGGAAGAUGAUGCUGAUGAGGCGGCUGAGGGUGACGCCAAUGGCGCACAAAAGCGCGGUGGGAAUGAGGAGAAUGUCAUUUCGGCCAAGCGUUUGCGCAUCGAACAGCAAGCCAUACCGGCGAAGGUGUUUGGCAGUCUGAAGAAACCCACAGAUGAUGAGGAUAAUGAGCAGGACGCCGAUUGAGUGGGCGGACAAUUCAAUUUAUUAUUGUAAUAAAUAUAAUAAAAUUUAAUUGCG